This is a messenger RNA of Fonsecaea multimorphosa CBS 102226, 1596 nucleotides long. RefSeq lists its product as uncharacterized. Lineage: Eukaryota; Fungi; Ascomycota; Eurotiomycetes; Chaetothyriales; Herpotrichiellaceae. The transcript is spliced from 2 exons. The record is from RefSeq and is a predicted model, not a curated record. Bases 1 to 1596 code for a protein of 531 amino acids.
AUGGACUUCCAGCACGAGUUGAGACAGGCUCUGCAACAACGUAGUGUCUCGGCCGAGAAGCGUCCCGCCCAACAAUUCGCAAACUUGGAGCUUUUAAGCCAAUUUCCGAAGACAGCAAUCAUCGAGAAUCUCCUAUGCAGGUAUUACACGGAUGUUCAUCCUCACUUCCCAGUCGCGUAUAUUCCCGAUAUUUCCCGGGCCUUUUCUUCUGUGUGGUACAAUUCGAACGUCCCGCAUUGGUCCUUCCUCGCUCUCAUAUGCUCUACCCUCGCUUGCGCUGUCUGGUGUGCUCCAGAAAAUGAGUUGAUCGAGCUUCAGACGUUGAACACCGCGGAUUGGAAUGACGGGCAAAGUCUGCCGAAGGAUAUUAUGUCAAAAAGGAAAACAUCCUCCCACCAUUUCCUUAAUCUUGGCGCAAAGAUACUUGAGCUUAACGACUACAAGAUGAAUAUCAAUCUAGACGUUUUGAGAUCUCUACUUCUACGGGAUCUUACUCACACGGUGUUCUUUAACGAUGGAGAGCGAGCGAACCCCGAGCUUUGGGCGACUACCAACCUCGCUACUUCGAUCGGAUUGCAUCGUGCUGGUGCCCUUUAUGGGCUUGAGGAGGGAGUCAUUCAACAACGCAAAGCGGUAUGGACAGGAAUUCAGGUCUUAUCAGGGUACCAGAUCCUCUAUUGCGGCAAGCCGUUCGUCCCCGGCCACAACAAGAUCGAUGAGGCGUCUGGGCCACAAGUCGAAUCUAAAAACUCCCCGACAGAUCACGGAGCUUACUGGAGUCUGCAGCGAAGUACGGCCGACCUUACGAUCAGAGUCUUCGAUGCCAUUUACAGCAUUACGAAACCCGAUUACUCUGUCGCCGAGGCUUUAGACGGGGUUAUUCAGAGCUGCCUCCGGAUCCCUACAGGAGACCCAAAUCUCUUUACAGUCAACAGCUUCCGAGAAGGAACCCGUCGCAUUCGCGAUCUAAACACAUGGAUCCAUCAUCAUGUUUUGAGGCUACUACUCCACCGGCCUUGGGCUGCCCGUGGGUUCCGCGAUGAAACAUUCUAUGCCAGCAGCCUCCAGUGCGUAACUUGCGCACGCCGGAUCCUUCAUGGUUGCUGUUCGAUCGACUGGGAUGCACAUCCGAAUGCCCCAGUGUACAAGGCUCACUUGGCGGGGACACUUGUCCGAGGGGGAAUUCACGCACUCUCAAUGAUCCUCCUUAGGAUGCACCUAGAAAAGCCUCGAGCCGGCGAUGCUGGUACUAUAGAAGAUUGGAAGGCAGAUGCUGACCUUUUCCGCGCCUCACUUGCGAAGUGUGAGACCCUGGCUCGUUCAAUGCCUGACAAAAUCAAGACUUCGCUCACUACUCUGAAGAACCUCGGGCGAUCGAUGGGUUAUUGGAGCGACGGUACUACCGAGGACCACAUUCAGUCCGACCAAUUGUUUGCAACAGAAGGGAAUGCGACUAGGGAGCCAGAGUCGACCAUUUUAUCUUGGAAAGGCGACGGCACCGUCAGCCCGAAUUGGGACUUGCAGGGCUUUGGCUACCAGGACUUCGAACAGAUUGACUGGUCCGAAUUUCCUACAGGUUAUAGUGAUUUGUUGUAG